AUGGUGCAGCAGUUAAGACCUGUCAGAAACAAAGCCUGCAGCAUUAUCCAUGUCCAGUCGGACCUCAGCAUUGUAUAUCUGCCACUUGAGAAGGCUGAAGUGCAUGCCGACGUAGCAGAUGUAUCUGCCAUUGUUACUGUCACUCAGUACUUUCUGCAAUCCUUCCCAACAGGCAUUCUCCAUGCCAAGUAUAUCUUUCCUGUUCCUGCCAAGUUGGCUGUAUGCGGCUUCCAGAUGACUGUGGAGGACAGCACUGUCAUCACCACCAUCACCAAGGAACGUGACGAGGCUAAAAGAGACUAUAAGAAUGCUGUUCAACUCAGGCAGACCACUGGCCUUGUUGAGCUUAUAACCAACGAUGUCUUCUCCAUCUCUGUUGGAGCCCUUCCCAUAGGCAAGAUGAUUACUACCACAGUUACUUACAUGCUCAACCUCAUGGAGGACGACGCUACCAACCAGAUCAGACUGCAGAUCCCAAUUGUCCUUUCUCAUGGUGCAGCAGGUCAUAAGAGAAUUCUGCCUCAUCACAUCAGCAUUUCCAUUGAUGUCUGCAUGCAAGACACAGCCAGAAGUAUUGCCAGCCCAACUCACUUGAUGCUCACCAUCCUGGAUAACAGGUCAAAUGCGAUGUCUCAUAGCUCGCAAUACCUCUCCCAAGACUUCCUUACCCAAGACUUUGUCUUGUGCAUCGCUGCUGAUGGACUAGACACCCUGCACUGCGUUGCUGAGUGUGCAUCCACCAGUGCAGUUGCUAUGCAGUUGAACAUUGUGCCCAAGUUCAACUUGCUGCCAAUUGUAAACCAAGAAUACAUCUUCCUAGUGGAUUGCAGUGGCAGCAUGGAAGGUAGCAGGAUUGAGACUGCUCAGCAUGUGCUCGUGAUGUUACUCAGGGUCCUGCCAAGUUAG
Molecule: messenger RNA, 906 nt
Organism: Phanerochaete carnosa HHB-10118-sp
Lineage: Eukaryota; Fungi; Basidiomycota; Agaricomycetes; Polyporales; Phanerochaetaceae
Exons: 5
Coding region: 1-906 (301 amino acids)
Source: RefSeq, a predicted model, not a curated record